CCUAAUUUGGCACCCCGUAACAACCAGACGUCAGUGGUCUGCGGCUGUAACGUUUAGUGAGUUUACUGCUAGCUUUUGUUCGAGGGACACUAAACUAGCUACCGAAUAGCUAUCGACACAUCAAUACAGGGAGGGUAAACGAUAUAAACCUGCAUUCAAUACACACGAGUGUGAGACGUUGUUCAGCUCGACGUAAAAACAGGACUGUACUAGGACUCUCCAGUUGACACCAGCACCUUCCUCUGCCACUGCUCCUGCGCUGCUCUCAUCCAUCCACUGCUCUUAUUGGUUGCCCUCUCCGGUUCUUAAAAUGGCAACUAUGUUCCUACUCUGGCAGUGCCACUGACUUCCACCCUGGACUACCACCAUGGAGAGAAAACGCAGAAAGAAAUUAAUUUAGCUGCUACGGCUGUUUUCAUUAUGGACUCGUUUUUAGAGCUCUGGACUUGAAAUGCUCUACCCCAACCCUUGACCCUGAUCCAGGUUUUAGCUGCUCAUUUUUCAUCUGAAACAGCAUACCUGUUGCUCAAGCUUAAAGGGCCUGGACAGAUUGAUGGUCUGCGCUAUGACACAAGUCAAAAUGCUCCUGGUUCCUGUGUGGGGGUCCAUUCUUUUGGGGUUGUUGUCAGGCUUCCUGCCUGUGGUGGGGAUGGAACCAGCGGGAGGGGCCACAUCUGGCUCAGAACAUGUCCCCAACUCAGACCCCCUCCCUUCGUCAUCUGGCUCCAACUGCUCCCAGUUAACCCUCAAGCUUGAGUUUUCCUCCAAGGUGGUUGAACAUGAGUACAUCGUAGCAUUUACAGGGUAUUUUUCAGCCAAAGCUCGCAGCCUGUACAUCAGCAGCGCCCUGCGGAAUGCUGGGGACCAAGCGCUGGAGUGGCACAUUGUUCCCAGAGAAAACCCGGCCUCUGACUUCCCCAGCGACUUUGAGCUGGUCCAUAUCCGUCAAGCUUCACCCAGCAGUCUGCUCACCUUAGAGGACCACCCUUACAUCAAGAGGGUCACGCCGCAACGCAAAGUGUUUCGCUCGCUAAAAUACAUUCCCUCACCUGAACCUGCUGCACCCUGCAAUGCUACCCGUGGGACGCAAAAAUGGCAGUCGUGGCAGUCAUCCCGCCCUUUCAGACGAACCAGCCUGUCACUAGGUUCAGGUUUCUGGCACGCCACCGGUCGCCACUCCAGCCGGCGUCUACUGCGGGCCAUCCCCCGCCAAGUCGCCCAGAUCCUGCAGGCAGAUGUACUCUGGCAGAUGGGACACACUGGUUCUGGUGUUAAGGUUGCAGUGUUUGAUACAGGCCUUAGUGAGAAGCACCCACAUUUUAAGAACGUGAAAGAAAGGACCAACUGGACUAAUGAGAAGACACUGGAUGAUGGCCUUGGUCAUGGUACAUUUGUUGCAGGAGUGAUAGCCAGUAUGAGAGAGUGUCAGGGCUUUGCCCCCGACUCAGAACUGCACAUCUUCAGAGUGUUCACCAACAACCAGGUGUCGUACACCUCAUGGUUCCUGGAUGCUUUCAACUAUGCCAUUCUGAAGAAGAUCGAUGUUCUUAAUCUCAGCAUCGGGGGGCCUGACUUCAUGGACCACCCCUUUGUUGAUAAGGUGUGGGAGCUGACUGCCAACAAAGUCAUCAUGGUCUCUGCUAUCGGCAAUGAUGGACCCCUGUAUGGCACCCUGAACAACCCAGCAGACCAAAUGGACGUGAUCGGGGUGGGAGGGAUUGACUUUGAGGACAAUAUUGCCAGGUUUUCCUCCAGAGGCAUGACCACCUGGGAGCUGCCAGGCGGCUAUGGCAGAGUGAAGCCUGAUAUCGUCACAUACGGUUCUGGCGUUCGUGGAUCAGGGAUGAAGGAGGGAUGUCGCUCUCUGUCUGGCACCAGUGUGGCCUCUCCUGUGGUGGCCGGUGCUGUCACUCUCCUGGCCAGCACUGUCCUGAACCGGGAGUUGGUGAACCCAGCCUCCAUGAAGCAGGCUCUGAUUGCGUCGGCUCGCAGGCUGCCGGGGGUCAACAUGUUUGAGCAGGGCCACGGGAAACUAGACCUGAUCAGAGCCUAUCAGAUACUCAACAGCUACAGACCUCAGGCCAGUCUUUCUCCCAGCUACAUCGACCUGACAGAGUGUCCAUACAUGUGGCCUUAUUGCUCUCAGCCCAUCUACUAUGGAGGAAUGCCCACAAUUGUCAACGUGACCAUUCUUAAUGGCAUGGGUGUCACGGGCAGGAUUGUCGACAAGCCCAUCUGGCAGCCCUACCUCCCCCAGAACGGAGAUCACAUUGAUGUGGCUGUCUCCUAUUCACCAGUGCUGUGGCCAUGGGCUGGCUACUUGGCUGUGUCCAUCUCUGUGGCCAAGAAAGCAGCAUCAUGGGAGGGGAUUGCUCAAGGUCAUGUGAUGGUCACAGUGGCAUCACCUGCAGAAAAUGAUUCUGAGGUGGGUGGAGAGCUGACCUCUACAGUCAAACUGCCCAUCAAGGUGAAGAUAGUGCCAACUCCCCCACGCAGUAAGAGGGUGCUAUGGGACCAAUACCACAACCUGCGCUACCCACCCGGCUACUUUCCUCGAGACAACCUCCGCAUGAAAAAUGACCCACUUGACUGGAAUGGGGACCACAUCCACACUAACUUCAGGGACAUGUACCAGCACCUGAGGAGUAUGGGGUACUUUGUUGAGGUUCUGGGAGCUCCCAUCACCUGCUUUGAUGCCAGCCAGUACGGCACGUUGUUGAUGGUGGACAGUGAGGAGGAAUAUUUCCCUGAAGAGAUCACCAAGCUGAGGAGAGACAUUGACAACGGCCUAUCACUUAUUAUCUUCAGUGACUGGUACAACACCUCAGUCAUGAGGAAGGUCAAGUUCUACGACGAAAACACAAGGCAGUGGUGGAUGCCAGACACAGGGGGCGCAAACGUACCAGCACUGAACGACCUGAUCUCAGUGUGGGGGAUGGCUUUCAGUGAUGGGCUGUAUGAGGGAGAUUUCACCCUGGCUGAUCAUGAUAUGUACUACGCCUCAGGCUGCAGCAUUGCCCGUUUCCCAGAAGAUGGAAUAGUCAUUGCCAAGAACCUAAAGGACCAAGGUUUGGAAGUGUUAAAGCAGGAGACAGCGGUGGUGGAGGGAGUUCCCAUCCUUGGACUGUACCAAACACCAUCUGAUGGGGGAGGUCGUAUUGCCCUGUAUGGAGAUUCGAACUGUAUUGACGACAGCCACAGACAGAAAGAUUGUUUCUGGCUGCUAGAUGCUCUCCUUCAGUACACUUCUUACAGUAUGACCCCUCCCAGCCUCAGCCACUCCCACAGCAGGGUAGCACCUCCAACAGGCACCGAGCGCCCACUGCCACAGAGACUGGAAGGCAACCAUCUAUACCGCUACUCCAAGGUUCUGGAGGCUCACCUGGGAGACCCUAAGCCCCGCCCACUACCAGCAUGCCCCCAUCUGUCUUGGGCAAAGCCACAACCAGUAAACGAGACAGCACCAAGUAACCUGUGGAAGCACCAGAAGCUUCUCUCAGUGGAUCUGGACAAGGUGGCUCUUCCUAAUGUGAGGGCAUACCGUCCUCAGGUCAGACCUCUGUCUCCUGGAGAGAGUGGGGCCUGGGACAUCCCUGGAGGGAUAAUGCCUGGUCACUACAACCAAGAAGUGGGACAGACCAUCCCUGUCUUUGCCUUCCUGGGAGCAAUGGUCGUCCUGUCCUUUUUCGUGGUCCAACUUACCAAGGCUAAGAGCAAACCCAAACGCAGGAAGCCCCGCAUCAAACGGCCCACAUAUCUCCAGCAGCAGCAGACAACUGGGAAAAACCCUACAGUUUGACCGGGACUGCAACUCUGAACUGCUGCUGGAUGGAGAGCUGGAUUUCCCUCCAAAAACUGUUAAAAGGACAACCUGUGUUGAGAAGCAGCAUUGGAGGCUUGGAAUUUUGUGGGGUUGUAAUGAACUGUUGAGGCAGACGUCUGACUUCUUAAACUCAAGCCUGCUGGAUGUGAGCGGCAUCCAGGAAUCUGCCGGAUGCUCAAACAGUUUUUGUGCCUCUUCUCUGUUCAAGGCUGUUCGUGGGUGUUUGUGUGUUUGUGGACAAAUGAACAGUAUUAGACAGUGUUUCGCACAUGAUGUACAACACACAGUACACAUCUGGCUCUAAAAUGCCUGUUCCCGACAGACGUGACGUCAACAUUUUCCUCUCUCUUCUUUGACCAAACGGUUUCUUUUUGAAUGUAUCUGAUUUUUAUAUUUAUUGAAUUUGUUCAUACCCUAACACACAUACUCACACACAAACACAAAAUACACGGCAUACUGCGCACACUUUGAAAAUGAAGCAGUUGCCAUAAACAAUGACAGAAACACACACAUGCAAUCAUGUUUCCAACAUGAGGACCAUUGGAUGAUCAAGUUGUCUUCUCCUCUGUCAUCAUCUACUGUUUUGUAACUCCUGUUUAGACUCACUGUCUUUUCAUUGUUUUGUAUUUUCUGUAAUUACUGAACUUGAACUCUGGCCAGGCAUUCUGUUGAUAUCCUCCUUCAUGAUCUCAUGGUCAACAAAGUAGCAUCGACAGACUCAUUCAAAUAUAUCUCAUCAAUAAAAGCAUUAUCAAAGUGA
Molecule: messenger RNA, 4583 nt
Organism: Lates calcarifer (barramundi perch)
Lineage: Eukaryota; Metazoa; Chordata; Actinopteri; Centropomidae
Gene: mbtps1
Product: membrane-bound transcription factor peptidase, site 1
Exons: 23
Coding region: 554-3799 (1081 amino acids)
Biological process (GO): proteolysis
Cellular component (GO): Golgi apparatus
Molecular function (GO): serine-type endopeptidase activity
Source: RefSeq, a predicted model, not a curated record